This is a messenger RNA of Harpegnathos saltator (Jerdon's jumping ant), 4121 nucleotides long. Its product is annotated as Kinesin-like protein at 67A. Gene Ontology annotation, biological process: microtubule-based movement. The record is from RefSeq and is a predicted model, not a curated record. NCBI's taxonomy places the organism in Eukaryota, Metazoa, Arthropoda, Insecta, Hymenoptera, Formicidae. Bases 356 to 2914 code for a protein of 852 amino acids. The transcript has 4 exons. Gene Ontology annotation, molecular function: microtubule binding; ATP binding; microtubule motor activity.
UUCAAAGCUCUCGACGCAAAGUCAACGGUCGCAAAGGCGUGCUUCGUUGUGUGAGAUUGUGCUGCUCGUUUCGUCGCAUUGGUUUCGAUACGCACACGGAACCUCGAUUACGUUUCGCUUGCAAGAAGGGAAUCGCUUCGAAUAAAGCGUGCGCGCCGAAGUGCUGAAUGAAACGGGUGUCAUUGGAAACGACGUAACAUCCAAAGACUCUCGGAGGCCACCCCGAGACAGCAUGUUGUGAAGACAACCAACGUCCAGAUUGUUGCAAAGGAUCGCCCCACCAGGAGGAGCACCAUAGUCCUCAACAAGAAGGCGACGCAACGAAGGCGUGUUCGCCUAGUAAAGCAAAAAAAAAAUGCCCAAAAGACAGAUAUCGGGCAGCAGUGAGUCAGCCCGAUGUAACGGCGCGGGCGGCAAUACGGCCAUGAAUGCGCCCGCGCACACGGACGCAUCCGAAAUAUCGAUCAAAGUGAUCGUCAGAGUCCGACCGCAUAACGAGCGGGAGCUGCAGGACAACAGUAAAACGGUCAUCGAGACUGUGGAUGACAAAAUGUUGAUCUUCGAUCCGGAGGAGAAAAAGACGCCCUUCUUCUUUCACAAUGUGGCUCAACGUGGCAGAGACAUGCUGAAGAAGCAAAACAAGCACCUGCAGUUCAUCUUUGACAGGAUCUUUGGCUGGACAUCCACAAACACAGAUGUAUUCGAAGGCAGCACUAAGAGCCUGAUCAGCUAUCUCUUGGAUGGCUACAACUGUUCCGUGUUUGCUUACGGAGCCACUGGUGCUGGUAAAACUCACACAAUGCUGGGCAACAGGGAGGAUCCUGGUAUUACUUAUCUCACCAUGGCGGAGCUCUUCUCUGAGAUCGAGAGACAGAGCAAUCAUCGUGAAUUUAACCUGAAUGUGACUUACCUGGAGAUAUACAAUGAAAAUGUGCAGGACCUGUUGCACAAGUCGGGCCAGUUACACCUGAGGGAAGAUGGUCGAUGCGGUGUUGUAGUCGCUGGACUGAAGCCGAUUGCCAUUAAGAGCGCCGAGGAAUUAUUGUUAUUUCUGGCGGAAGGUAAUAAGAACCGUACUCAGCAUCCCACAGACGCGAAUAAGGAGAGCAGCAGGAGCCAUGCGGUCUUUCAGGUGUACAUAGAGAUAGUCAACAAGUUGGACAGUCAGGUGCAACGAGUAAAAUUGUCAAUGAUCGAUUUGGCCGGGUCCGAGAGAGCCUCGGCCACUGGAUGCAAAGGUAUCAGGUUCAAGGAAGGUGCCAAUAUCAACAAGUCCCUGCUGGCUCUUGGCAACUGUAUAAAUAAUCUAGCGGAUGGUAUCAAACACAUUCCGUACAGGGAUUCCAAGCUUACGAGGUUACUGAAGGACUCGCUCGGUGGCAAUUGCCAUACCGUAAUGAUAACCAACAUCGGCCCUUCCAGCCUCACGUACGAGGACACGUACAACACCUUGAGGUAUGCGAAUCGCGCGAAGAAAAUCAAGUCAUACGCCAAGAAGAAUGUGUCAUGCGAGACGCAUAUCACUGGCUAUAUCAAGAUAGUGGAGGAGCAGAAGAAAGAAAUAGCCAUUCUGAAGUCGCGACUGGCCGCUUUAGAGAAUGGCACAUUACCAGCUCCAACGCUGGAUAGCAAGCCGAGCAAAUGGAUGCUGGAGGUGCACUGCAAUCUGUCCAAGUUAUACGGCAAAAAGAAAGACCUGAUCGAGAAGAUGUUGACUCUGGAGAGCUCCGACAAGAUAUUGGCCUGCAGGAUGCUCUAUAAGAGAGAUGCGGACGAGAGACUGCGCAAUUUAACAGCGGCGGAUGAUUCCUUGCCAUCAGAGGAACAAAACACCAGUGGUAAGUUGCGCAUCAACAAAUCCCUGCAUUAUUUCCAGCGACAGAGAGAUUCACUGAAAGCACAGACAGAAGCGGCCUGGCAAGAAUUGUGCUCUGUGGAGACGGAGAUACAAAGGGUGACGGCUUCGCAGCCGAAAGACAAGCAACUCGACGAGAAUCUGCAGAACAGACUGUCUCUGCAGAUCUGUGAGAUCGAGAAAUGUUGGGUCACGAGUAUGCGCCAACACGUGAAGAGAUUUUGCAGCCUCGUGCAAUGCGAGAGGCAGUCGGUUAACAUCAUCACGAGAAUGAUGAGUGUAACACUGCAGAAUUAUUACAACAUGGUAAAGGGCUACGGGACGAUGACCGAGAAGAUGCAAGCGGAGUUCAAGGAACUAGUGAAGCUGCUCGAAGGUUUCCGCAAUAUCAAAUGGUCUGAUUACGACGUGGCGUUGGACGACGCGACGCGGGAUCUUGGUGCGUUCGCGUGCCUCAACACGAUUGGAACGGACUUGUUUAACAACGCGACGCCAACGGCUGUAUCGUCGGAGCUCGACGUGGAGGUGGAGCGCGACGUUCGCAGCACGAGCAUCUUGAAUACCACGUACAAUGCUGACAGUACCUUCAACUCGAGCGACGAGUCCAGCGAAAGCGGCCCAGUGCUGCUCAGUGGCAAACCUACUGGAUCUGGGACUUUAUGUGAGAGGAACGCUGCGAAGAGAAGUGCCAUCAGAAAGCGCGCGCUCUCCGAUAAAAAUCAGGAAAACGCCAGCACACCGGCCAAGCAGACGAAAAAGUUCACGGCCAAUGGCAGCAAGGCCAUUGCGCCUGGCGGCCGUGCGAACAAGGAAAACGUGCACAAGCAGAAACCACCUAUUCAUAUGAGCGCUAAGAGUAUCGCUAUACUGAACAAGCUGAAAAACGGUACGGCUAAUCAUUCUUCGGCCGAGAACGAUAACGAGGAAGGGAUGAACGUGGCGCUCAAGACAGUGCGUAAUAAAGAGAGACGCGCCCUCAUGACCACACAUCCGUAUCAGAAACCGGCCUUUGGAAGGAAGCACAUUCCAGCUCUGCCAUCCACCAGAGUCCCAUGGUGAUCUUGAACAAAGACUUAGCAUUUGUAUCAUUUGGAUAUCUUUCGGACGUAAGAUUAGAGAGAUAAUGACUUGUAAAUGUCGCACUAAUAAGUAAUAAGGUUCUCUCUCUCUCUCUCUCUCUCUCUCUCUCUCUCUCUCUCUCUCGCCCCCCUUCCCUCCCCCGUUUUUCCCACUCUCCCUCCCACCCAUCAUUAACAAUUAGACAAAAAACUUUUCAAUUUAAUCCUUCCCAAAGUAGAAAUGUCGCUGAUUCGAUGUUCCAAGUAAAGGCUCUUUGCUAUUAUAUACACACAUACACAAGCACAAGUAAAUAUACAUAUUUGUAAGUGUGCAAGCAGAUGUAUCUGUACACGUUAGGAAAAGCAGAAUGACAAAUUUCGCAGUAUUAAUGCGACACUUUAUUUGUACAUGAUGUAAUUAUAUCUUUAGAAAUUAGCCGAGACUGACCAACGAAAAGGUCGCAUUUAAAUGAAACGGAAAAUAAUGCUUUGUAAUGGUAUAAUUUUAAAACACUUAAGGACUAGAUUAUCUUACUGUGCCGUGCAUAUAAUAUACUUGUUGGUUUCUUCUUUGAAGCUACAUCGUUCGAUGUUACGCAGAGCUUUGUAUAGUCCAUCGAUAAAGCACGAUGCAAUAAUUAUUACCAAAAUGCUACAACGCGCGUAUCGUAACUUCGGAGCGAACUAACUUGAUUAACAAGAGAGAAACAAAGAAAGAACGUUAAACUUAUGUUUUUAAAUACGUACUGACAUAUAACAUUGUAGAAUUAUUUUCCUAUUCUGUCGAUUAAUAAUAUAUCUCCAAGUACCUCUUUCGGAGAAUAAAUCAAUAAAUUAUUUGCAGGAUCACUGAAUGUAGCGUGUUAUUACGAGAGAAGUGGAAACAUCUCGGGAAUUGGAAUCGUGUGCACGAACGACGGCAGGAAGCCGAAUGAUCUGUCACUCACGUCUGACAUAUCUCGCAUCCAAAUUAUUGUUGAAACUUUCCUGAAAAAGCGGUGCACGUUGCAACUCGAACGAUCUGCAAAUUACAAUUGCAGAUCGUUCGCAAUCUCAUCCACAUGGGUGAGAUCAACCACGUUUACUUACGUAGUCCCGCAAGACACGCGAAACGUGUCUGGAGAUCUCUGGAAUCGUCAGGUCCGUGUCCGACGACUCUCGUCGGCCGCUGACUAUUGUCGGCAACAUCGACCUCGAGCGAUCGUAGA